This is a messenger RNA of Lobosporangium transversale, 2695 nucleotides long. RefSeq lists its product as hypothetical. Lineage: Eukaryota; Fungi; Mortierellomycota; Mortierellomycetes; Mortierellales; Mortierellaceae. The transcript has a single exon. Bases 372 to 2486 code for a protein of 704 amino acids. The record is from RefSeq and is a predicted model, not a curated record. Gene Ontology annotation, molecular function: protein binding.
UAGAGCCUCCAUGCAUUGCAUUCUAUCCUCAUAAGGUCCUGGAUGUCAUUACAGAAAGGUCCCAGUUCGACAACAGCAACAACAGCAACAACAGCAACAACAGUAGCAACCGCAACACCUGCAAUUGCAACUGCAGCUGCAACAACAGUAACAGCAGUAGCAACAACCACAGCGAUGCCGCCAUCCAUUUGGCUAUAUCGAGAAGGUCGACAAAUCUGGCCUCUCAGGAUCCUCUUUUACCACUAGACAAUCUGAUUCAAUCUUUCAAUUCAUUUCUUACUAGUCGCAACAAUACACAAAUUGAGGCGAUCAACUCUAACCUUGAGAAGCUUGCGGAGUUACUCUUGGGGGCCAAAGAGAAGGACGACAAGAUGAUUAAUAUGCUGGAGACCAAAGAGACGAUGACUAACCUAUUGGAAACCAAGGAGGAAAUGAUUAAUUUGCUGUUGGAAACCGAAGAGAAGAACAAUGAGAUGAUUAAGCUGCAAGACAAGAUGCUUAAGAUGCAAUUGGAGGCUAGGGAGGAGAAGGAUGAUAAAAUACAACAUCAAGCCCUCGACAAAUUUACUAUUCUUCAAAAGCAUGCCCAUGCUAUCCUCACUCAGGGCCUUGAACCUCACGAAUGCCCAAUUCCUCGACUAUUUAUCAUUUUACCUGUCGACCAUACCAAAUGGGACUCAAUGAAUGUUUUGAAGAACAAGUUCCGUCUUCAUUUCCUAUGUGAAUGUGGAAAUCACACUGCAAUGGCAAGCAAGAGUACCGAAAGUCAAAUUCAUAUUACCAAACAUAAGGGAUAUGAAAUCCGAGACUGCAAGGGAUUCUUUCACAAGUAUGGAAAAUACAUGUUCAUCCUCUUACAAUGGCUCAAGCUGGGGAUGCUCUCGUCUGCUCCUCUCAAUUGCUCAAUCGACUACAUGGAAACGUUCUCCAAGAAGUACCCAGCCUUAAAUAACAUCACUACAAUCGAUGACUAUGAGGGACUCGAAGAAGCUGAUCUUCAACAGCUGGGGGCCUUUCUUCGAGUCGAUGAUGAAGGUGACCAAUUUGGCAACUUGUACAGAAUCACGACCGAAUCAGGCCAUGUUAAAUGGGUUUGCUUCCAACAUUAUCGUUCGGCGUAUAAAGAAAAGGAGCAGAAAGCGUUUGAAAAUGCAGUGAAGGUAAAUGGCGCUAAAUACGAUCCGCAUCUCGGCAAAGUGAUUGCUACAUUGAAAUCUAGAGACAAAGUUAUAGGAUUCUUCGAUGCCCUAACUAAUGCAAGACGUGUUUACGAGUUGGAUAUCACAUUUGAUUGCGAUUGGGCCGAGCCUGACCUUGUGGUACUUGAGAAAGCUCUAGCGGCAUUAAAUGUAUCGACUCUUCGACUUGGGCUUGAACGGGCUAGCGGGAAAGCGGAUUCAACACCUUUACGAUAUCAAACACUUGUUCGAAUCAUAGAACUCAGCAAUAUAAAAGCGAUUCAUAUUGCUCUAUCUCCAGAUCUUAUAAAACUCCCCAGUUUACGACCUGGAAGAUCGUCGCACCUUCAUAAGCUAUCUUUUGAGAUGAAAGUUCACCAGCUUGAAGCCGAUGAAUUAUUGGUGGUUGUAAAUUAUCUCAAAACCAACACGGCUUUGACUGCUUUGAACUUGGAUCUCAGCCGAAUUAAAAAGAAAGAAGUUCUGGCACUGGCAGAGGCACUCAAGGCCAACACAACUCUGACUACUUUGGGUUUGGAGAGCAACCUGAUUGGGGAUGAAGAAACUCUGGCACUGGCAGAGGCACUCAAGGCCAACAUAACUCUGAGUACUUUGACUUUGGCGGGCGACUCAAUUGGGAAUAAAGGAGCUUUGGCACUGGCAGAGGUACUCAAGGCCAACACAACUCUGACUACUUUGACUUUGGCGGGCGACUCAAUUGGGAAUAAAGGAGCUCUAGCACUUUUAGAGGCGCUCAAAGGCAAUACAAGCUUAAUCAGUUUAUGCUUAGAGUGUGACUCAAUAGGGGAGGAAGGAGCCCUGGCACUGUCAGAAGCACUUGAAGCCAACACAACUUUGACCUAUUUAGGCUUGUGGAGCAACCUAUUUGGGAAGGAAGAAGCCUUGCUACUGUCAGAAGUGCUCAAGGCUAACACUACUUUGACCGGCCUAAACUUGCACGGCAAUUCACUUAGGGAUGAAGGAGCUCUGGCUCUGUCAGAAGCGCUCAAGGUUAAUGUGACUUUGGUCUCUUUGGAAUUGGAAAGAACCCUAAUUGGGAAUGAAGGAGCUCGGGCACUGGCAGAGGCACUCAAGGUUAAUGCGACUUUGGUCUCUUUAGGUUUGGAAGAAAACCUAAUUGGGAAUGAAGGAGCUCGGGCACUGGCAGAGGCACUCAAGUCUAACAUGACUUUGACCACUGUGAAAUUGGGGCGAAACUUUGUUGGAGCAAAAGAAACUUUAGCGCUGUCAAAGCUACUCAAGACCAACAUUAUUUUGACCACAUUGGACUUGGAGAGCUGCUGGUGACUCGGACAGUGUCAGGGGCACUCCAGGUCAAUGCAGCUCUGACUCUUCAUAAACAAGCGCACCUUAAUCGAUGAACGAGGGCCCCGAUACUGUUAGAGACGUUCAAUUCUGUCUGAUCGACUUUUGUUUCGUUUUUUUAUUUUUUUAUUAUUAUUAUUAUUAUUAUUGUUUUGUUUUAUUUUAUUUUAUUUUUUUAAUUUAAGUUGUAC